This is a messenger RNA of Saccostrea cuccullata (small rock oyster), 2037 nucleotides long. RefSeq names its product band 7 protein AGAP004871-like. Lineage: Eukaryota; Metazoa; Mollusca; Bivalvia; Ostreida; Ostreidae. The transcript is spliced from 13 exons. Bases 181 to 1713 code for a protein of 510 amino acids. The record is from RefSeq and is a predicted model, not a curated record. Gene Ontology annotation, cellular component: plasma membrane.
AAAUUUCCUGACAGUGAGAGGCAUAUUUAAUGUACAUAUUUUAAAGUUUGAGACUGAACACAUUUCUUCACUGCUUGGAUAUGAGAUGAAGUUUUAUUGUUGACACUUCAGUCCAAAUGUUUGAAAAAUAGUCAUGAUGGAUUAGUGCAAUAAUUGACAGAUAUUUGAAAACCCUCUAAAAUGGAGGGCGAGGAAAGCUUUGAGCUGACCCAGGGUAACUCAGGGUACCAACAGCCUGGAGAAACGACUCCCAGAGAUGACAGUGAACCAGCUGAGAGGGGACCAGCAGGGAAUUCUCAGGACAAUGUGUCUAAAGACAACAAUGUCCAGUCUUCAGCAGAGGACAAGACCCAGUCUGCAGCAGAUGACACAGAUGGAGACACACUAAAGGACUCACCAAGGAAAGAUGCCAAUGCAACAGAGGAAUUCAGUGUUUCACAUGAGGAAACUUCCCAACACAGAAAGAAAAGCAAGAGGAAGAAAAAGAAGAGGAAGAAAGAUAUUAUAAUAGCCGCAAAUCAAGAUCUAGUGGAAGAAAGUCAAGCAUCAUCAAGAACUGAAGAUAUACAAAAGCAGAAUGAGGAACCAAUAGUAAUAGCUCCUAUAGAUAUGGAGAAGAGGAGAGAAGUUAUAGCUCCUAUAGAUAUGGAGAAGAGGAGAGAAGUAAUAGCUCCUAUAGAUAUGGAGAAGAAGAGAGAAGAAGAACAGAAGAUCAAGAUGAACUGGACCCAGCAGUUGUCUUUCCACAAUAAGGUUUCCCCCGCGGACGACCCUGACACAGAGCGGUACAACAUGCCAGAAUAUCAUCCAGAGAAAACCCUCGACUUGGACAAAUUUGGUUCCACGGUUCCAGUGAAUGGUGCCAGCAGUUAUCAUCCUGCAGAGUUUGGACACAGAAGAAUUGAUAAAGUCAUAGGAGCUGACCCGGAUGGGAGUAGUGGAAACAUUGGAUGUUGUGGAAGCAUUCUUAUGAUUAUGUCUUUCUUUCUGGUUAUAGUGACCUUUCCAUUUUCAUUAUUUUUCUGCAUCAAGGUUGUACAAGAAUAUGAAAGAGCUGUGAUAUUCCGCUUAGGAAGACUUUUAUCUGGAGGAUCAAAAGGACCAGGUAUAUUUUUUGUGUUGCCAUGUAUUGAGGGUUACACGAAGGUGGAUCUCCGGACCGUCUCGUUUGAUGUCCCUCCACAAGAGAUUCUGACAAAUGACAGUGUUACAGUAUCUGUGGAUGCGGUGGUGUACUAUCGAGUGUGUAAUCCCACCAUUUCCGUGGCCAAUGUAGAAAAUGCCCACCACGCCACACGGCUUCUGGCACAGACCACGCUCCGAAACAUUCUGGGGACCAAGAGUAUGUCAGAAAUCCUGGCGGAUCGGGAGGCAAUCAGUAAAGCUAUGCAGAGCAUGUUGGAUGAGGCUACAGGUGAUUGGGGCAUCAAGGUUGAGAGGGUAGAAAUCAAAGAUGUCAGACUUCCCAAACAGUUACAGAAAGCAAUGGCUGCAGAAGCAGAGGCAUCAAGGGAGGCUAGAGCAAAGGUGCUUGCAGCAGAGGGAGAGCAUAAUGCUUCCAAAGCUCUGAAGGAAGCAGCGGAUAUAAUCAACACCUCUCCUGCUGCACUUCAGCUACGGUACCUACAGACUCUCAAUACCAUAGCCUACGAGAAGAAUUCCACCAUUAUAUUCCCCCUCCCUGUUGAUAUUUUGUCCUCUUUUAUGAAGUGAUUAUAAGCACUCUCUGUUAUGACUUACAAGCAAAUAACUUUCUACUUUUUUACACUAAUGUAGUCAUAUUUUUCUUCCUCAGAUUUUAAUUAGCAUAAUAUUGAUUCAUUGAAGAAUCAAUGCUGUUUUAACAAUGUGAUAACAUGUAUAGUAUUAAAUGCUGUUUUUGUGUACUGUAUUAAGUACUAUUGUUAAAUUUUUGUGUACUGUAUUAUUAUGGUACAAUUUUAGUUCAUUUCAGUUAUAACAAACAUGUGAUACACAUCUGUUAAUAAUAAUAUUUGAGCAAGUGGGCAUUAUAAUAAAUUUUAUGUGCAGAUAUUA